UCCCUCUUGUGGCCACCGGCAGCGUCGACAGAGUUUAACGAGGUAAUGUUUUUCUCGCAGGCAGCAGCUGUAUGGGGGAUAACAAGCCUGUGGAUCUCACUGCCGUUUUCUAGCUCUGUCAUUCCUGCACUCAUGAACUAAAGAACAUCUGUGCCGUUUUUGGAAAAUAACCACCUAAAAAAAGUGUGAUAUUGGCGAGGAAAAGACGAGCGUUUCCGUCCGCGCUGCUUUGUUUAUCUUCAUGGAGUCGUCGGACCGGAGUUUGUCUGAGAUCUCUGCGCUGUCCGUGGAUUAACUCGGGACUCGCCUCUUCUGUGGAGAGCCGUGAUAUAUCUAUCCCAACUAUUAGCGUGGAUUGCGUCGCACACGGACAGUUUGGGAGCUAAUUAUUCUCACUUUAGGGGAAAUAAAGUGGAAAUUGUAUCAAGUGAAUGAAUGCGGGACCAACGGACACUUGUUGAAACAGUUUAAAGCGUCGCUGUUCUGUCGCAGCAUUUUAGCCGAAGAGGUUAAAAACUUGAGGUUUUUUUUUAGCAGAAGAAGACAACAAAAGGAUACGUUGUUUAAAAUUAUAGACAUGGUCCGUUCAGCAGCUUAGCUAAAGGGGUUAGCUGCCGAUGUUCGUUCAGUUGUGUUGUGUUAGCAACAUGCUAACGUUAUCUUAACAUUCAAACAAGUAGUUUGUUCAAAUGCGCUAAUAUGAAGUUAAAUACGCACAUAAGUUGCUGUUUAUCAAUGUAUUCUCGAAACUAAGUGUGAAUAAUUUCCAAACAUUAAAACAGCAGCAGAGUUUUAAUUUAUUUCGCUACAAGUAAUCGGGGGAUAACUUUUAUGACAGCUUAACGUUAGCUUAGCCGCGUUAGCAGGACCAGGCGAACGGAGUCAGUUUGCGGCAACUUGGUACUGCCGCUCAUGUGCGGAGUGUUUCCAGGGAUUCUAAUGGGUCUGCAGCUGCGGUCUCAGAGAGGUUUUGGAAGAUAAACAGCCGCCCGCCUCAUCUCCAGAACGGUCUUCCACUUUUCUACCCCCCCGCUAAAGUUUUUAAACUGCGGCCCGCACAAUGUCCGGCUCUACGGGCACAGGUGGCUCCAACCCCAGGAAGUUCAGCGAGAAGAUCGCACUGCACAACCAGAAGCAAGCAGAGGAGACGCGGGCCUUUGAGCAGCUCAUGACCGACCUCACCGUAUCCAGGGUGCAGUUCCAGAAGGUCCAGCAGCUCCGUCUGUCCCAGUCCCGGGUGCAGUACUAUGGUGGCUCUCUGCCCAACGUCAAUCAGAUCGGCAACACCAACGCAGAUUUUCAGGGUGGCUUCCCCUCGGGGCUGGACUCGGUCCGGGGGACCCGCCACCACGGGCUGGUGGAGCGGGUCCACAGGGACCGGAACCGCAUCAACUCUCCUCACCGCCGACCCAUCGACAAGCACGGCCGGCAGAUGGAGAGCUCUCCGUAUGGAGCCGUGUACCUGUCGCCGCCGCCAGACAACAGCUGGAGAAGGGAACAGCAGCCAUGGACUGAGGAAAAACGGCCGGGGUUUAGAUUAAUAUCACAGCUCAACAGAACCAACUCGGACUCUGCUCUGCAUACGAGCGCUAUGAACCCAAACCCCCAGGACCCCUUCGGCAUGAACCAGCAGAUGGGCCGAGGUCCUCCGCAGCGCAAUGGCUGGCAUGCAGCUAGUGUCAAUGAGGCCGACGUAGACGGCAGUGGAGACGUCUUUUCCUUUCCUGCUCUGCCGAACGAGGAGAAUCUGAUGGACAUUGGGAAACCUCUUCCCAAGCAGCUGUGGGAGGCCAAGAAGGUCCAGUCUCUGGCAUCAAGACCUAAAUCAUGUGAAGUGCCUGGAAUCAAUAUAUUCCCGUCUCCGGAGCAGAACCCGGGUCUGUCCCACUACCAGGGCUCGCUGAGUACCGGUGGCUCUCUGCCGGACCUCAGCAACCUGCAGUUCCCCUCGCCGCUGUCCACCCCGCUGGACCCUGAGGACGGCAGUGGUUACCCCAACCUGAGCGGAGGCAGCAGCACAGGAAACCUGCCGGCCGCCAUGAUGCACCUCGGCAUUGGGAACUCACCGGGUCUGUCCUCCUCGUUGAGUAACCCGUCCAUCCAGGCGUCCCUCAACAACUGCCAGCUCCAGUCGUCGCUCAGCAACCCGUCCAUCAACUCGUCCGUGCGUCUGCCCAGCAGCUCGCCCCGCCGGCGGCCUGCUCCCAUCAGCCCCCUCACCCUGUCUCCUGGAGCCGAGCAGCGCAGGGGUCUGUCUAAGCAGCUGUCUCCCACCAUGUCCCCCUCGCUGUCCCCCAUCACACAGGGCGUCGCCUUGGAUACCAGCAACAUGCCAAGGGAACCGCCUCCGCCGUACCCGAUGUACCAGCAGCCACAGCAUGGAGUGGAUCACGGCCGACCGCACCAGCAGCACCAACAGCAUCAACACCAACAGCAGCAUCAACAGCAUCAACAGCAUCAACAGCAUCAACAGCACCAACAGCAUCAACAGCACCAACAGCACCAACAGCACCAACAGCAGCACCAACAGCAGCACCAACAGCACCAACAGCAGCACCAACAGCAGCAACAGCAGCAGCAACAGCACCAACAGCAGCACCAACAGCAGCAACAGCACCAACAGCAUCAACAGCAUCAACAGCACCAACAGCAGCACCAACAGCACCAACAGCAGCAACAGCCUGUCUCACCUCUUCAGAACAUCCCUCUGGACUUCAAUACAAGCCAGGCAAACAGCUUGGCGUCGCUCUUCAGCGACCCGUUUGUGGAGCAGCAGUUCUCGACCCGGCAGAACAAGACGCUGCCCUAUCAGUUGGACCAGUUCAGCCUGCUGGAAAACGCUCUGAGCUCCUCAGCAGGGGGCUCCUGCUACGACCCGUCGUCCUCCUCCUCGCUCUACUACUCGCAGGCGGCGCUGUCCGGCCUGGGGGGUAGCCAUGGAAACCUGCAGGACCCCUCCCACAUGAGGGCCAACAUGCUGUACGCGAACUGCAGCGGAGGGCUGCCCAACAUCAUCCUCACAGAUGACUCCAACCCGAGUCUGUCCAAGGACAUCAGCAACGCCCUCUCCACUGUUCCCGAGUGCUUCGACUCGGAGGGAGGCUUCCCGCUGGAGGACGAGCUGCGCAUCGAGCCGCUCAGCCUGGACGGACUGAGCAUGCUCAGUGACCCCGACAUGGUGCUGCCCGACCCGUCUGUGGAGGACACGUUCCGCAGCGACAGACUCUGAGGGCAGAGUGCCGCCGCAGCCGGAACCGCCGUGUUGGGAAUGUGAGCAAACGGUUCACUCUGCUGCAGGUCUGUCAUCUUGUUUUAAAAUCUGAUCUGGGAUCUGGUUCAGCCCCCAUCCCCUCCUCAAGCCAAAAAAAAAAAAGAAUAAAACGAGAUCCAGGAGCGCCGGAGUCCCUCCUGCGUUUUUUUAUUUUCCCCCUCAGUGCCAGAUACCCUGAAGCCAUGGAAACACCAUAACCAUGGUUACACACCAUAGCAACCCCAUCACCGUGCAGAAGAGCAGCAGAAAUCCAACACACAAUUUACGUUUUCUGUUGCGGCUGUAAUAAAAAAAGGAGCCGGGUUCCAGGCGGCACCGGCAGCUGGAGCGGAAAACCCGGUUCUGGUGGAAAUGAAGAAGAAAAAAACAAAAAAAGGAGGGAUUAAACUUUUUCAAAUGUUUCUUUACAUGCGGUGUCAGAAUGUUUUGUAAUGUAUGCUUAGAUAGAUAGAUGUGUGUGUGUGUGUAUAUAUAUAUAUAUAUAUAUCUAUAUAUAUACAUACAUACAUAUACAUUCUUAAAAAAGAGCCGAUUAGAGCGUAUUUUCAAAUGAGACAAAAAGGGCAAACUGUUUACAAAUAUGAGACUGUAUAAAAAUGGCAGAUAUUUUGAAUUGAUCGGAUCGAGUUCAAACUCUAUUUUUCUCACCUUUUGGACGAACGUUUGGGUUCCUUCCUACUUCAUUUUUUUACCUUUCUGUUGCAGAUUUUCUUGCCCUGCGUAUGAUUUUUGUUUUACAUUUUGUACCGACAUGUACAUUUGCUUGUACUGUACCUAAUUGUGAAUAAGGGCAUGCGCUACUGUGGAUCCACUUUUCUGUUUUUGUUACUGAAGUUAAAGGAACCCCCACCGCCGGAGCAGACUGACCGUGUGAACAUCGGACACCUUGUAAAAAUGCACUUAAACUCUUUUUUUAUUUUAUUUUAUUUUUUUGCACUAAUUGGUUCACAUUGUGUAGAUUUUUUUUUUUUUUUUUACACCGUUUUUAGCUGAUUAACCCAAAGAAGAAGAACGAAGCCAUCAGUAAGAGACUUUAAUCGACGGCACACCAUGUUUGGUUCAUAUUUGAUGUAAAAAAAUCCGAUUUUCUGUUUGUGCUCUUGUGAUUUCUCCCUGUAGCUCAUUUCUGCAGUGGGUUAUGUAACAGCUCAGUGGUGGUGGGCAUUGAGCGCCCCCUUGUGUCAAUUUUGAAGAAGAGCCUUUGAUGUUUGCUCUUUUGUUGUUUCCUAUGCAACCUUUUUCCACGUGAAACCUGUUGAACAGGUGCAGCUUUAUGCAGUGCAACAUGGCUCUCUGGUUUUUUGUCUUUUGUUAAACCUACACAAUGUGAGGGAUCAAAUUAUUUUUAUCCUACAAAAACAAAAAAAUACUGCAUGUGUCCCCUGGCUAUGUUGUUGUUUGCUCUGAGAAGAGGUUUGGGUUUGUUUCCAGUCAAACUGCAGCUCCUUCUUGUGCAUGUCGAUACUCUAGGCUUUUAUUUUGAAGGGUUUCUCUAUUUUCAGAAAUGCUUUGUGGUGUGAAGUUGCUGUCUUCUAAGGGUUUCCUGCUGUCUGCUCGCCCGCCUUCUGUUGCCUUACUGACUCUUUCCUUAUUCCAGCAGCUGAUAAUCACGUCUCUUCAGCUUUAGCUCACUUCUAGCUGCCUGUGGUUGUUUCCUGUCUCAACAUCCAGUUUGGUUUUGUCUUUUUUUUUUUUUUUAGGCGCAUAUAAAAUGUACAGUUCUGUUAUUUAAAGAAUGUUUAUGCCCUUUAGUGUUAUUUUUUUUAAAGUCGUUUGCGUUUUCCC
Gambusia affinis (western mosquitofish) is the source of this 5056-nucleotide messenger RNA. It is a transcript of the gene crtc3, whose product is annotated as CREB regulated transcription coactivator 3. The coding region runs from base 1061 to 3229 and encodes 722 amino acids. Gene Ontology annotation, biological process: positive regulation of transcription by RNA polymerase II; protein homotetramerization. NCBI's taxonomy places the organism in Eukaryota, Metazoa, Chordata, Actinopteri, Cyprinodontiformes, Poeciliidae. The transcript is spliced from 15 exons. Gene Ontology annotation, molecular function: cAMP response element binding protein binding. Gene Ontology annotation, cellular component: nucleus; cytoplasm. The record is from RefSeq and is a predicted model, not a curated record.